CUUCUUGACUUCUUUUUUUGCGCUGUGUGCAGUAUAGAAUAUCCGUGAACAUUCAUUCGUUCCACUUCUGAGAUACAAUAACUUAAACUUAUUUGGCUCUAAAUAUAAAUUUAAAAAUUAAAUAAAACACCCCUUCGGUCCGAACUUACUCAGACAAUGUGAAAUGGAGCCUUAUACCACUACAUUUUGUGAAAGCACAAUAUAUCAAGGAUAUCAGCUGUAAUAUGUAUCUGUCUACAUCAGUAUAUUAGGUAAGUGAAGUCAUUGACACAAAUUAAUUAGCCUUGGUGAAACCGAAAUUGAGGAUUCUUUCAGUUAAUGGAAAUGUUUGACUGGGUCGGUUUGUUAUUAAAGGCAGCCUACUACUAUGGGCAGAUCAUUGGUCUUUGCAACUUCAAAAUUGACUGGCAAAGAGGUCGUGUUGUUGCAGCCCAAAGGAGCAUAAUAUUCGCCAUCGCGAUUAACGUCUUAAUUUGUAUGGUGGUGCUUUUGCAAAUCUCCAAGAAAUUCAAUCUCGAUUCGUACUUCAGUAAGGUGAACCAGCUACACCAAUAUGUGAUCAUCGUGAUGGUUUCACUGAGGAUGGCUUCAGGAGUUUCUACAAUUCUCAACAGAUGGCACCAGCGAGCACAACUAAUGCGCAUGGCUGAAUGUGUAUUUCGGCUAUUUCUAAAAAAGCCGCAAGUGAAGCAAAUGUCCCGAUGGGCAAUUCUUGUAAAGUUAUCUGUAGCUGUCGUCAGCGACUUCUUACAAAUGGCCAUAUCUAUAGACUCAGUGGGUCGCUUGGGGUCCAAACAAUUCGUGGGAAUGGCCUUGGAGUUCUGGAUGUCAGCCAUUAUAAAUAUGGCCUUAUCACAGUACUAUUUGAUAAUACUUUUCGUUCGAGCCUAUUACCAUUUGCUCAAGACAGAGCUGCGGCAGGUGAUCCAUGAAAGCCAGAUGCUAAGUGAGACUUACCCACGGAGAGGGGCUUUCAUGACCAAGUGCUGUUUCUUGGCCGAUCGAAUAGAUAAUAUAGCAAAACUUCAGAAUGAACUUCAAUCUAUCGUGGCCCAGUUGAACCAGAUGUUCGACUUGCAAGGGAUGAUGGUUUAUGUCGGAUACUAUAUAUUCUUUAUAUCAACAAAUUACAUAACGUACAGUUUAGCUAAAAAUGGUAUAGAACAACUGCACUUGACUGUCAGAGCAGUGGCACUGGGAUUUAGUUGGUGUUUUUUUUACUACAUGGAUGCCAUACUAAAUCUGUUUGUUAUACUCAAUCUCUUGGAUGAUCACAAGGAGCUAGAACGGAUACUAGAAGAUAGAACUCUGUUUACUUCCGCCUUGGAUGUCCGCUUGGAGCAAUCCUUUGAAAGCAUCCAAUUGCAGCUAAUUCGAAAUCCGUUCAAAUUUGAAGUAUUGGAUAUAUUUACCAUUACUCGGAGUUCAUCCGCGGCCAUGAUGGGAUCUAUAAUAACACAUUCGAUAUUUCUUAUUCAAUACGACAUGGAAUAUUUUUAA
Drosophila simulans is the source of this 1500-nucleotide messenger RNA. It is a transcript of the gene Gr36a, whose product is annotated as putative gustatory receptor 36a. Gene Ontology annotation, cellular component: membrane. The coding region runs from base 319 to 1500 and encodes 393 amino acids. Lineage: Eukaryota; Metazoa; Arthropoda; Insecta; Diptera; Drosophilidae. The record is from RefSeq and is a predicted model, not a curated record. Gene Ontology annotation, biological process: sensory perception of taste. The transcript is spliced from 3 exons.